GCAAAACUUACGUUAACGUGACGUUUCCGGGACAAAACAACUAUACACGGAAAUGACGUCAGUCUGUUUAUACGUUGUCAUAACAUUAAGACGUCGUGGUGAAAUAGGAUGAGGAAAAAACACAAUAAAUUUGCUGGUGGCGGCGCUCCGGGACUACCGGCUGGCCCUGCGCAAACAGGUCGGCGGUCGGUAUGCGGAGACGACUCACUAGAAGAAUCGCAAUUGGAGGCAGAGUUACAUCGUCUCAAGCGGCAACUCCGCAUGAUGGAAAAGGAUAGGCGUUCGUACAGUGAAGAAGUUGGAAAUGCAAUUAGAAAGCAAGAGGAGGAGAUUAACGCGCUCAACGAAGAGAGCCGGGACAUGAAUACAAUUUUACGACUAACAACAUGCGACCGGAACAGGGAUGAGGAUGAUGGGAACAUUCACACACUUAUCGAGCUGACUGAAAAACUUGACGAGUAUAAGAGACUUUGUAAACAGGAAGAAAGCAGAAUUGAAGAACUGAGUGAGGACGUAAGUAUCGCACGGACGCAGGAGAUGAUCGACGAAGAAAGAAAUCUAAUUAGUAGCGGUACCCAAACAACUUUAGAAAUGAAAAUAGCACAACGACUGAGUGUCACUGAAAACAGGCUGGAUCAGGCCCUGAUCAAGUUCAAUCAACAGCUUGCAAAGAACGCCAAGCUUCGCGAGGAACUUGAUCAUUUGCGUGUGGAUAAGGCAACAUUUGAUGCUAUACAUAAGAAACUGACUGACAAGCUGGAGCAGGCGAAGUUGUCAUUAAAUGACAGCAUCACACAAGCUGCUCAAUCAUAUGAAGAAAGGGACGAAGCCCAGAAUAAAAUGCUUGCACUUAAAGAGCGCAGUCACAAAGAUAUGGCCCAACAGACUGUCGAAAUGAAAGAAUUACAGAGAAUUAUCAUCCACGAUGAUAAACUGAAAGAGUUCAUGGGGAUCAAGGUCCAUGACCGGGCCGAUCUUCGUGAAGAAGAGCAAGCGAAGAAGGCUAAAGGGAAAGAUGCGGGUGAAAAGGAUGCAGACUUAGAAAAGCAGUCUAUUAUUAAGUUAGAAGGAGCGUUCAAGCGUGUAGCCAAUGCAACGGGUGAAUAUGACAUCGACAAAAUUGUCAGUGACUUCAUCAAGAAAGAGGACCAGAAUUUCGCCUUGUAUAACUUUGUCAAUGAGUUAAACGACACAGUUGAAAACAUUCAGAAAGAGAUCAAAUCUCUACAAAGUGAGAUCAAAGUGUUUGAGGACGAGAACUUGAAAGGUGAAGAAAACAGACGUGAAAUGAUCCGAGAAAUGGAGAUUAAAGCUCUCCAAUUCGAGAAAGAAAUCGAUGAAGCUGAAAAGAAGGACAAGGAAAUUUGUAAAGUUCUGGAUGAAGUCAGGGUCAAUGUCAGCAAACUGUUUAAGGACGCUAACUGUGACCACGGCUCAAUCUCUGACACGCUUGGUAGUGAAGAGGGUGUAACUAACAAAAAUAUUCUACAGUACAUGGGCAUUAUAGAACAGCGAACAAUGGAGUUGAUCAAGCUACAACAAUACAUUCAAAUGAAAAAAGAGUCACCGAAGCCAGAGAAAAAAGACAAAGGUCAGCCAACACCACCCACGUCACAGGCAAGUGGCAGGACCAGUCCAAAGCACGUACAGGUUGCAAUAGUACCGCCUACGUCCAUGGAGCAUGAAGAGUAUGACGAGGGGGAGACACGGCCCCUGACCAGAGAUGAAAUAAAAGACCUUGUUCUCCGAGCCAUCACCAGGAAGCUGGCGAGCGGUGAACAUGAACAUAUACGGAAAUCUGACGGGAAAAGGACAAAAACGAAGUCGCCCACCUCUUUACAAUAAUUUAAUGUUUUCAUAUGAACAUAAAACAUAUAAACAAUUAUCAACUGACAAAUGUGUUACUAUUUAUUAGACCUAACAAAAAUGAUCAUAGUUAAAAUCAUAAGUAAACAAAUAAUUCGUACAUAAAUUAUUAUUAUGUUUUACAUUUGUAAAUGAUAGUUUGCAUCACUUUUAAUAUCAAAUAAUCAUCAGUACAUUCAAUACAGUGUAAAAAGCCAAUCAAAA
Molecule: messenger RNA, 2070 nt
Organism: Ruditapes philippinarum (Manila clam)
Lineage: Eukaryota; Metazoa; Mollusca; Bivalvia; Venerida; Veneridae
Product: coiled-coil domain-containing protein 63-like
Exons: 12
Coding region: 109-1845 (578 amino acids)
Source: RefSeq, a predicted model, not a curated record